This is a messenger RNA of Geodia barretti, 951 nucleotides long. The record is from the annotation of a GenBank genome assembly. NCBI's taxonomy places the organism in Eukaryota, Metazoa, Porifera, Demospongiae, Tetractinellida, Geodiidae.
AUGGCUUGUCCUGGGACUGCUCUUUAUUGCCAGGAGCGUCCCCACACAAGAAAAAUACAGUGAUGCUAACAAAAGUAGUAACCAGAGCUGUGUGAUUCCUCAGUGGAAACUGCCAAAAUCCGAACGACUUCAGAGGAUAAUCCAGUACAGCUCUAACGGUUGUGAAGCUAGUGUCUUGCGGUGCUACUGUCUCACUCCAACUAACACCAGCAUCGUCAACUCAAGUGAAGUGGACUAUGUACUCGGACAGUGUAUUGAAGGUUGUUUCAUUGCAGACAGAUACAGUGAAUACUACAAAGUCCCGGUGUCAGGCGAAUGGAGAGGAUCUCUCUGUGCGCAGUACAAUCGAGCAGGUCCUCUGUGUGAUGCCAGUGCUUCAUCCACUAUCUACCACGCUCUGUUCGUCUCUGCAUAUAUCCCUUCAUGGACAAUAUCCUCUCAUGCUAUAAGGACGGGACAAACGGCACCUCAAACUGUCGCUACUUUGCAGUUGUCUACCACAUUUUAAGAAUGACCGCGCUCUCAACCGUUGUGUGGACAAAGAGCCUACUUGCCUUUCCCUUUGCAGCAGUUGCUGUCAUUAUCACAAUUCUGCUUGUUGCCCUCAUUCGUCCCUACAAAUCGGCUCUGUAUAACUCUCUGGAUAUUUUCUUCCUCGUGUGUCUAUCCCUCGGCCUUCUUGGAAACACGGCUUUCUCUCUUGGACAUGUUGAAGAUCCCGAGGAUAAUUUUGUAUCUUUAAUAGUAAUCUAUUUUUCUUGCACACCACCUCUUCUUUAUUAUUUCUUCAAAGUUGGAUACAAAGUUUGGGGUCUUAGGGAGCGGACAUGGAAAUUAAUGAAAAAAACGACUACUCUUCUAUUGAGUGUUUACCAGAAGAUGAGGGUCAGAAAUGUAGAACUCUGCGAAAGUAGCUAUCUCGUCAAGGAUUGAUCGUGUUUUUGUAAAUUU